Phacochoerus africanus (Common warthog) is the source of this 6716-nucleotide messenger RNA. RefSeq names its product leucine-rich repeat-containing protein 37A3-like. The record is from RefSeq and is a predicted model, not a curated record. Bases 77 to 6595 code for a protein of 2172 amino acids. Gene Ontology annotation, molecular function: protein binding. The transcript is spliced from 14 exons. Lineage: Eukaryota; Metazoa; Chordata; Mammalia; Artiodactyla; Suidae.
ACACGGUUGCUAACCGAGCCGUGCGCUUCAUUCUGCUGCCUUAUUGGUUCAGCUCCCGCUCAGGGAGCGUCCUAUCAUGUCUCGCAUUUACCUUUGUUUCCCAUGGUUCCUCCUUUCGUGGCAACCGUGGUGGCUUCUGGUCCAGGUAGCUCAGGCUUCGGACUGGGUCCUGGACCAUGUCCCCUUGACCUCCGACCCCCGAGGUCUCACCGAACCCUGGCUUUCCCACUCCUCGGAACGCUCGCCGGAACUGCCCCCGGUGCUUCCACCCGGGGCCGAGCCAGGGGGCUUUGAUUACUUGCCGGCCUUCCCUCCAGACCAGAUGUUCGCGCCGCCCAAUCCGGCGUUAACCGAGACUUUGGUUCCAGACCCGGCCUGGGAUUCGGUUGGUGAGUUGCCCGCAGGGCCAGAUCACUUUUCUGUGGAACCUCAGGAUCUGAAUGCCGGGCUAACCCCGCAUCCAAAUCUGCCAGAGGUUCCUCAAGUGCUGGGUUGGGGUCAGAAUCAGGACUUAGUUCUGCCUCUACUCAAAAGUAAGACUGAAGGGAUAGAUCCAGAUCAGGCUGAAGAUCACCAGUUAUUUGAAAUACUUGUUCCGCCUCUAGGCAGUAAGAGUUCAAAGCCAACAAGACUUAUUGUUUCACCCACCAACUUGAAAAAAGAUCUGCUUCGGCAUCGACAGCUUGCCAAAGUUGUUGUCGGCAACAGGGGCCAAUCUGAAAAAAGUCAGCAACUAGAAGAGUUGGAGGAUAAUUUCUUAGAUCCCAGUACGAACGUGUUUUAUCCUGAGGAUAACCUCCCUACAGCUUCUGUAGAGAGCCAAGCUCAACCUCCUGAGCCCACUGAGGAGGUUGAAUCCUCAGCCCAGAAAGAGGCCCCUGCUCAGCAUCCACAGGCCCCCGAGGAGUUUGACUCUUUUUCACUCCAGGCAGAGGCCCAGGCUCAGCAUCCACAGCCCACCGAGGAGGUAGAAUCCCCUCUGCUUGAGCAGGAGGCUCUCUUUCAGCCUUCAGAGGCUCCUGAGGAAGUGGAGGAGGCCCUAGCGGAGCCUUCAGAGACAAUGAAGGAGGCUGGAGUUCAACCGUCAGUACAUUUUAGGGUAAAUGAAACUCAGCAGUCGGACUUGCACAGCAUCACUGGUACACCUCUGGAUCUGGCCCUUACCAUAACCCCAGAGGUCACUAAAGAGUUUGAACCUGCUCCAGUCCAGCAGGAGGCCUUAUCUCAGCCUCCAGUCCUGGAGUCCCCAUCGCAGCCUCCAGAGCGCCCUGAGGAGGUUGAACCUUCUCCAAUCCAGCUAGCGUCCCCAGCUCAUGCUCCAGGGUUCCCUACCCAGGAUGUACUUGAAAAGCCAGCAAGUGAAGAGCCAGGAGCUCCGCAUCAUCCGCCUCAUCCCGUUCAUUCACUCUUGCCCAAUGUGACCCUUCAGCCUCUAGAUUUGGGGCUUACGAUUACUCCAGAGCCUACUAAGGAAACUGAGUCUACUCCAGUCCAGCAGGAGGCCCUGGCUCCGCCUGUUGAGCAUCCUGAGGAGGUGGAACUUUCUCCAAUCCAGCAGGAGACCUCAGAGAAGCCUCCAGAGCCUCCUGAGGAGGUUGAGCCUUUGAGUGAGCCGGAGCAACCAGCUCCGCCUUCUGAGCUUCCUGGGGAAGAUGAACACUUUCCAACCCAGCAGGAGAGCCCAGCUCAGCUUUCAGAGUCCUUGGAACAAGCUGAAACAUCUCCAACUGAGGAAGAGACCCCAGCUCUCUCUGCAGAGGAGGUAGAACCUUCUGCAGCCCUGCAGGAGCAACCAGCUCAGCCUCCAGAGCCAGCUUCUGGGGAGGCGGAAUCUCCUCCACCUCAACAGGAACAGCCAGCUCAACCUGUGGAGCAUCACGAAGUGACAGUCUCACCUCCAAGUCACCAUCACGCUCAGCAUUCAAACUUACCCAGUGUCACUGCCAAUCCUGUGGAUCCGGCACUUGUCUUAACUCUAGAGCCCAUUAAGGAGGUUGAAACCUCUCCCGUGCAGCAGGAGGCCCCUGCUCAGACUCUAGAUCCCCCUGGGGGAGUGGAGCUUCCUUUAGUCCAGGAGGAGGCUCCAGCUCAGUCUCCAGUUCCCCUGGGGGAGCCAGCUGUAUCUCCUGAGCCCCCUAAGGAGGUAGAACCUUCUCCCACGCAGCAGGAGCUUCAGGCUCAGCCGUCAGAGCCUCCUGAGAAGGCGGAGCCAUUUUUAGUCCCUCAAGGGACCCUUCCUGAGGUUCUGCAGUCCCAUGAGGAUGUAGAAUCUCCCACCCAGCAGGAAACUUUGGAGCCCCUUGAAGAGGCGGAACCUUCUCCAGCCCAGCAGGAGGCCCAGUCUCAGCCUCCAGAGCCACCUAAGGAGGUUGAGGCACAAACUCCAGUGCAUCCUGAGAUGACAGUUCCGACACUAGGACAGGAUCAAGCUCAGCCGAGUGUCACAGUUAAACCUCCAGAAGCUAUUGCAGCAGACGGUAGCACCCUGCAGCAGACGACAGCUCCUCCAACAUACCUUGAGGCAACACUUCCCCGUCCAGAGCAGCUUCAGGCUCAGCAUCCAUACCUGACUGAAUUCACAGUUCAACCUUUGGACCUGGAACUUACCAUAAGGGCAGAACCCACUAAGGAGGAUGAACCUUCUGCAGCGAUGCAAGAGACCCCAGCUCAGAGUCUGGAGCCACCUAAAGAGGUUGUAGCCCAGCCCACAUUGUAUCAGUCAGUGACAAAUGCAGCUCCAGGUCCGGAUCAAGCUCUGGAUCCAACGUCGUCCAAAAUCCCAGUUCAGCCUUUUGACGUGGUGCUUACUGUAACUCCAGAACCUACUACAGAGGUUGAACACUCUACAACUCCCCCUCCCAACCCCCCUGAGGUGACGCUUCCACGUCCAGAGCAGGUUCAGGCUCAGGAUCCAACCUUGACUGAGGUCACCGUUCAACCUUUGGACCUGGAGCUUACCAUACGUGCAGAACCCACCAAGGAGAAUGAACCUUCUCCAACCAUGCAGGAGACCCUAACCCAGCCUCCAGUGAGUCAGAGCCAGACAGUUCUAACACCAAAUCAGGGUCAGGCUGAGCAUCCACCGUCAGCCAGUGUCACAGUUAAGCCUGUGCACCAGGAGCCUACCGUAACUCCAGAACCUACCACGGAGGCCGAACAUUCUACAGGCCUGCAGCAGGCUGCAGCUCCCCCUUUAGAACACCCUGAGGCCAUACCUCCACAUCCAGGCCUGACCCAAGUCACAGUUCAACCUGUGGACGUGGAACUUACUCUAACUCCAGGAUCCAGUGUGGAGGCUGAACCUUCUCCAACCGGGCAAGAGACCCCACCUCAGCCUCCAGAGCCAUUGCCUCAGGAGGCGACAGUUCCAAAUCCAAGUAAGGAUCAAGGUCAAGGGCCUACCACCACUCUACGCCCUCCUGCAGAGGCUGGACCUUCUACAGUCCUGCAAGAGACGACAUCUCCCCUGCCAGGAUACCCUGCAGGGACACUUCCUUACCCAGGCCUGACUCAACACACAGCUCCACCUGUUAGCAUAACUUCUCAACCAGGAUCAACUGAGACAAUUCUUCUUCCUUCUACUCAGUCUUCAGUGGUGCAUUCUGCAAAACAUACCCCAGAAAAGGAGCAGUCAGAACAGAAUGCCAUCGACAUAUGUGAGCUCUGUACCUGCAGAAACGAGACGCUGUCGUGUACUGGUCUCAGCCCAAAUCAGAGGCUCCGCAGUGUGCCUGUUCUAGGGCCCAACAGCUACAACCACACCUUCACCGUCUUAGAUUUCCAAGGAAACUCUAUUUCUUACAUUGAUGGGAAUACAUGGAAGGGAUUCCGUUGGGUUGAGAAACUAAUUCUCAGGGAUAAUGCUUUGACGGAGUUACAUAAGGAUUCAUUUGAAGGCUUGCUGUCCCUCCGGUAUUUGGACUUAUCCUGCAAUAAAAUACAGUCUAUUGAGAGACGUACCUUUGAAUCACUACCCUUUUUGCAAUAUGUAAAUCUUGGUUGCAAUUUAAUCACAGAAGUGAGCUUUGGAACGUUUCAGGCCUGGCAUGGAAUGCAGUUUUUACACAAGUUAGUUCUCAGCCGUAAUCCUUUGACAACGGUUGAAGAUUCAUAUCUUUAUAAAUUACCAGCAUUAAGAUAUUUAGACCUGGGAACGACGCAAGUGUCACUUACAACAGUUGAAAGUAUCCUCAUGAUGACCCUUGAGUUGGAGAAACUGAUCUUGCCUAGCCAUAUGGCUUGCUGCCUCUGCCAAUUUAAAAGUAACAUUGAAGUUGUCUGCAAGACAGUCAAGCUGCAUUGUGACAGAUGCCUGAAAAACAGCACACGUUGUGAUAAAGAGACAUCUCUAGGGGAUGUAGAAGGAUCGUUCAUGAAGGUGUUACAAGCCCGGAAGAAGAACACCAGCACCGAGCUGAUGAUUGAACCAGAGAGGCCGUCCUCAGACAAGAGUGGUGUCAGCUUGCCAGCCCUCAUGAAUGAGCAGUUGGACUUUAGUGACGAAAGUGAUGUUAUCAGUGCACUCAAUUACAUCCUGCCGUAUUUCUCAGAGGGAAAUCUAGAAGAUGUGGAAUCAACAUUACUGCCAUUCAUCCAGCUUCUGUUUUCAAAUGUAGCAGAGGCAGACCUCCCACCGGGCCACUUGAAAACCCACACCGGGAACCCUCCUGUUAACCCUGAAUCCGGCACGUCAGGUUAUACAAAUAAAUUGAGGCAACUCCGUUUUCUGGAAAAUUUGUUAGAUGCAGAAAUUCAAGAAAAAAUUGAUGAAGUUGUAAAGAAAGAAAAAACUGCCAUGCUGAUAUAUUCCAACAUCUUAAGUCCAAAACUGAGACGCCAGAUCCUUCGAAAGAAAUUGGAAACCGCCCGAACACAGGCAGAGAGCCUCGAGGAGAUUGAGAGCGUAGACAAAAGGCCGCUGAAGGUGAACAGGGUCCUCAAGGGCCCAAGGGGCAUAAAGAAAAGGCACUUCAGAGCAAUGAGAAGGCAGAGCAUCAGGAGAAAAGAGACCGCCCAGCCAUUUGUAGAGACCACUACCAAAGGAAGCAAGCUCGGGGGGCCCUCUGCCAGGGAACUGGAACAGCUGCGCAUGGUGCAGAGGCCCAGGAAGCGAGUGGCAGACUCCUUGCAAAAAGAGCCUUUAUUCGGAAGGGAACAGGAAGCAGAAGUCUCUUCUUUCCUGAAACAGUACUCGAGGGGCAGGCCUGCUGCCUCUAUCCAUCCAAAAGCCCCAGCAACAGUCAAAAAGACAUCAGAGGACCUAUCGGACACACUUUUUGUUCUGGUAGAUGCCAAUGCGAGAGUCAAGAAUAGGAAGGCUUCUGAGACAAUCUCAUAUCCCAGAAAAAUAGACUCCUUCCAUCCUUCUCACUCUCCUGUGCUUCACAGAACACCUGAGCCCCAAAACAGACAGGCGUUCAGAGACAAAGGCUCAAGGUACAGACUGCUGCUUGCAUUGAGGCCUCUGUCCUCUGCCAUGAGGAGCCUCAUAAACUCCCCUUCGCAAGAGGCUUCCUCACCUUCAGGAGAACUGACUCUUCAGGAAAAGCCUUCUCCAGAAUCCUUUUCUCCUUCAGAACCUUCUACAGAACACAUCUCAGAAAACAAUACUCCACAGGUUGUUUUUGAAGAACUUGCUACUGCUUCAGGCACAACUACUUUGUCGGGCACUCUCCCUGCAAGCACCGCCCAGAGCACUCUUCCUUCAGGAUAUUCUGCUACUCCUGCAGACAACGUUAUGCCCACUGUUCAACAACACACCCACAAAAUACAGUGGGAGUACCACGGUGUGGGCACUGACAUGGCCUCUACGCCCACAAGCUUCAUUGCCCCAGGAGUUCCCUCCCCGGGGACUCAGUUUGAAGCUCAGCUGAACCAGCAGCUGCAGUCCCUCAUCCCCAACAAUGACGUGAGGCAGCUUAUUUCGCAUGUUAUCCGGACGUUGAAGAUGGACUGCUCCGAGCCCCAAGUGCAGCUGGCCUGUGCCAAGCUCAUCUCCAGGACAGGCCUCCUGAUGAAGCUUCUCAGUGAGCAGCAAGAAGCCAAGGCGUCCAAGGCAGAAUGGGAUACGGACCAGUGGAAAACCGAGAACUACAUCAACGAGAACACAGAAGCCCAGGGGGAACAGAAGGAGUCGAGUGAGCUCACAAAAGAUGUUCCAGGAUAUGGCUAUAAUAACAAACUCAUCUUGACAAUAUCUGUGGCUGUAGUGGUGAUGCUUUUGAUUGUAAUUUUAUGUCUCAUCGAGGUUUAUUCUCGAAGGAGAACAUUACGGGAAGGGAAAGUAGGCCGCAAAAGGGGCUUUUUUGGAUUUCUGCUGCGUAAGAGACGCUCAGGAGAAAGCGAGAGCGAGGGGUUUUUCUGGAGAAGGCGGCCACUCUGGCUUCGGGAUACGUACAGACCUCUCAGUGCUACACGCAAGAAAAACAUGGCAGAGAAGCUGCACGAUAAGGAGUCUUCUGAUGAGGAAGAGAUCUUCAACACGGGUGCAGGGGAGGUCAGUGAAGCCCCGGCAGAUGUGAUUCUGACCAUAGAAUCGGAUGUGGAAGACCUGGGGGAGGAGACUGACACGGCACCCGAGGGUCCUCCCGAGUGAGCCCUUUCCUGGCUCAGGCCACCUGCAGAGUAUAACCCUCGAUUCUGGGAAUCGCUUUUAAAAUAUACAUUGAUAAGCAAUUCUGGCCAUGUGGUGAGGAAUUAAAAUGUAAACAGCUGAA